CAAUUUUACCCCGCCAGAAUCGAGAACCCUAAAACAAAAACAAAACUAGAGAGAGCGGGUCUGUGUGUAUUGUUAAUUUGCAGAAGCCCUCAAGAAUCUCUCUCUCUCUCUCUGAAGAUGAGUCGGUCAGGCCAGCCCCCAGAUCUUAAGAAGUACAUGGACAAGAAGCUUCAAAUCAAGAUGAAUGCUAAUCGCAUGGUGGUCGGGACUCUUCGUGGUUUUGAUCAGUUCAUGAAUCUGGUGAUCGACAAUACUGUGGAAGUGAAUGGUGACGAGAGAAAUGAUAUAGGCAUGGUGGUUAUUAGAGGAAAUAGUGUUGUCACUGUUGAAGCACUUGAGCCUGUAAGCAGAGGGCAGUAGCUGCAAAUUUGUAUUUUUUUGUGGUAGGUGGUUCUGAAGGCUUUUAUCCAUGUAGAACUUUUGAGGACAAAAACCAUUAUAUAUAAGUGCUAGGCACUGUGAGUUCUCAUGAAUUUUAUUAGACGGCUAUCAGACUUCUGUCUUGGUUGAUAUUGUAUCUUAAAACUAAAUAGAUACUUUUGUUAUUAUUAACCUGGUUUAUGUUAUUCUAACCUCUUAUGGUUUUCUUCACUGA
Molecule: messenger RNA, 595 nt
Organism: Daucus carota subsp. sativus
Lineage: Eukaryota; Viridiplantae; Streptophyta; Magnoliopsida; Apiales; Apiaceae
Product: probable small nuclear ribonucleoprotein G
Exons: 4
Coding region: 118-360 (80 amino acids)
Biological process (GO): spliceosomal snRNP assembly; mRNA splicing, via spliceosome
Cellular component (GO): U5 snRNP; catalytic step 2 spliceosome; U12-type spliceosomal complex
Molecular function (GO): RNA binding
Source: RefSeq, a predicted model, not a curated record